AUGACUUUUUGCUCAAGAUAUCUAAAAGGCUUCGAGACAAAGUUUAAUCGCCUUGAAAGAAAUUAUGAAGAUGACAAUAGAGAAUGUAAUGAAGCACAACUAUCUAUUUUCAGACAUAGUGGGCGGGCAUUGGGUGCUGCCACCACCCGCUACCUUGAUGAACGUGAGUGGUUGCAAGCUCAUAUUUAUGUUCUAAAGAACUGUGAUGAAGUGCAACCACACAUUGAGGACUACAAUGAAUUCGUGAGAGAACCCACAAAUCACUAUGAUGAUAAAGAUUGGGAUAAGAACUUUAUCGAGUGGUUCCAAGCUCUAGUUUAUCAGAGUUAUCGAGAAGAUGAUGACUUACUUUCACUAUCUCGUGGUCCAAGUAAGAUUGUUAAAUGUUUUACUGGAUUUGUCAUAAAUGGACAUCGAUUUCAUACAGAAAGUCGAGAUAAUUGUUUGUCAACUCAAAGUAGUGGGGUUGCAGUUGUUGGUGAUGCUGGUGAUGGUGGAGAUAUAGAUUAUUAUGGUGCUUUGGUUGAAGUUGUCGAAUUAGAGUAUCCUGGUAGAAGAAAGGUUGUUCUAUUUCGUUGUAAAUGGUGGGAUGUGCACGGCAAAGGAAAAGGGACCGCUUUGAAAGAAGACAAAUAUGGAUUUAUCAGUAUUAACUGCCGACACUUGCUAAAGACGAAUGACCACUUUAUACUUGCUGGCCAAGCAUCACAAGUUUUUUAUGUUGAGGAUAUUGCCAAUGAAGGUUGGCAUGUAGUUCUUAAAGCACAACCCCGUGAUUCCUAUGAUAUGCCACCAGAUACAGAUGAUUGUGGGAUAACAGACGAUGGAGUUGAAGCUUAUUUGCAAGAUGAAUCAUUUGAUGCUCAGGCUAUUGCAUCAACAUCAUUGGAAGAUGAUUAUAUCAAUUUGAGAAGGAGUGAUAUUGAUCCAAUUAUUGUAAAUUCGGUCUCAACUUCAAAAAAGAGGAAAAAGACUCAAGCAGAGAAUUAGAACGCUUUAAUUAAAGAAUAGAACACAAAUGAUAUUGUGUUAUUGAGAUAAAAUUUAAGUUGUAUCUUCACUAUAACUAUUCCUUUUUUAGACAUAUGAUGUUCUUUUCUUCAUAUUUUGGAUGUGGCUUUGACAUUGCAGCAAGUGCUUCUA
This is a messenger RNA of Asparagus officinalis (garden asparagus), 1143 nucleotides long. RefSeq lists its product as uncharacterized. Bases 1 to 990 code for a protein of 329 amino acids. NCBI's taxonomy places the organism in Eukaryota, Viridiplantae, Streptophyta, Magnoliopsida, Asparagales, Asparagaceae. The transcript is spliced from 3 exons. The record is from RefSeq and is a predicted model, not a curated record.